Gopherus flavomarginatus (Mexican gopher tortoise) is the source of this 4400-nucleotide messenger RNA. RefSeq names its product sodium-dependent proline transporter-like. Gene Ontology annotation, biological process: sodium ion transmembrane transport. The record is from RefSeq and is a predicted model, not a curated record. The transcript has 19 exons. Gene Ontology annotation, molecular function: L-proline transmembrane transporter activity. The coding region runs from base 1000 to 3255 and encodes 751 amino acids. Lineage: Eukaryota; Metazoa; Chordata; Testudines; Testudinidae. Gene Ontology annotation, cellular component: membrane.
GAAGAGAUUGGGGGCCUCAUGGGGGGGGAGGAGAGGAGAUGCUAUGAGGGCGGGGGACACUCAUGGGGGGAGGGGAAGAGAAGGGGAAACUCCUUGGGGGAAGAGGGCCCCUCAUGGGCAGGGGGGACCUGUUGGCGGUCUCUCCCCUUGGGGCUGGUCUGCACCUCUCAACCUGCCUGAACAGCCUGAAGGUGGGGCCCGAACCCCUGGGAGAGGGAUUCAUGCAGGAGGGCUAAAGUGCUGUGGAGUCCCAGCCCCAUCAGACACCCUCGCUUGGCAGAUCUUGAGUUCUGAUGUAAAUAACUGUCGAGCGUAGAAGUUGGGGGCUGCCCUGGCUGUGCAGAGGUAGGGAAGGCCCCACUUCUGCUAGCCAUGCUACUGCCAAGGCAUUUCCCCCACGGCUUGUCUGCACAGGGAAAUUGACUUAACUUGGCUGUUCCACAGUAGUCAUUCCGCUAUGCCGGAAUAACAGUUCUGCUCUAAUUUAGCUAAUCUGGAAUAAUUCCCCCAUGUGGAUAUUCUGCUCUUGAAAAAAAGUGAUUUAAUUCCAGAGUAGUUACUCCCAAAUAAUUACUUCCAAGGCGAGUAAUUAUUCUGGAAUAAAAUCACUUUUAUUCAGGAAUAGAGUGUCCACCUGGAGGAGUUGUCGACACACAAAUAAUAAAUCAGUUUCUGUUUUUGUCCUUCCUUUAAUCUGUAAAUUAAUCCCUAACUAAAGCAAUUUUUCCACUUCCCCAGUAGAUGGCAUCAUUAGACUACUUUUUCUACCAUCCACUCUCCCAAAAACAUAUUACUAUUAUUAUGCAUUGUUUGUAUUAGGCUAGUAUCUGUUGCAGAUAACUGUCUCUCUAUGCCACUGAUCAAAUAUGAGGGACCCAGGAUACUAGGUAUUGUGCAUGCAUAUAACAAACAAAUUGUCCCUCCCUAUCUAAGGCCAUGUCUAUGCUACAGGGACUAUAGAAGCACGGUUUUCCACAUCUUCCAGUCUCCCAGACUUGGAUGAAAUGGACACUUUCUGCUUCUCAGGAUUUUGCUCCACUGAAAAAAAGUUGUAAACAGCAGCAUCCAGAUACAGAAUUGAGUGAGAUUCCUGCAGAGCUCCUGAAAUGCCGUGGAAGGGUAAAAGAGAGCGAGAAGGAGAAACAACAAAUAAUUGGUGGAUGUAAUCAGACCUGCUCUGCAGUGACAUCUGCUUUUCCAUUGCCACCCAUGCUCUGCUCCCUAGAUCAGAGCUGCCCUGCACUUUUCAGUAGCUCCAACAUUUGGAUUGCAGGCUGUAGCAGGUUCUGCCUCUGCUGGCUUCUUUCAUUCACCUGCAGUCUUGGAAUGAAGCUGUUUCCUGAACAAUGGUCUGCGGAGGGUGUAAGGCAGAGUGACUUCCAGGAGCAGGAAAUGCCAGCGACUGUGAUGCCGGGAAGUCCAAUCCAGCUGAACAGUGUCACCCUGGAGUCUGAACACCCGCAGUCCGUGAGCCAGCCCCAAGCUGCCUUCCAGAUCGAGCCCGUGACCCCGGACCCUGCCCUCAGCCAGUCCAGGGAGACAUGGGGUGGGAAGUAUGAGUUCCUGCUCUCCUGCAUUGGGUAUUGCGUGGGGCUGGGCAACGUCUGGCGCUUCCCCUAUCUCUGCUACCGCAAUGGAGGAGGGGUCUUCCUGAUCCCAUACUUCAUCAUGCUGCUCUUCACUGGCCUGCCUCUGUUCCUGCUGGAGCUCAGCCUUGGCCAGUAUGGAGCUGCAGGGCCCAUCACCGUCUGGAAGUGCUGCCCCCUGCUGAAAGGGAUUGGCGUGGGCAUGCUGCUUGUCUCCUCGCUGGUGUCGCUCUAUUAUAACGUCAUCAUCGCCUGGACUUUCUACUACCUGGGCAUGUCCUUCCAGAGCCCCCUGCCCUGGUCUUGCAAUGCUCCGCAGAACGCCCCUCUCUGCCAGAACGCAUCAGGAAACGCCAGUCGGUUCAGUGCCAGCGAGGCCUUCUGGAACGAGCAGGUGCUGGGGGUCACGCACAGCUCUGGCCUCCACGACCCGGGCCCGGUGAGGUGGCCGCUCGCCAUAUGCUUGUUGGUCGCCUGGAUCGUCAUCUUCCUGUGCAUGUUAAAGGGAAUCCGCAGCUCGGGCAAGGUGGUGUAUUUCACAGCGACGUUCCCAUACCUGGUCCUCAUCGUGCUCAUCAUCCGAGGAGCUACACUGGAGGGAUCCAUCGAGGGCGUCCGCUUCUACCUCUCCUCGGACUGGAGCAGGCUACAGAGCGCUCAGGUGUGGAACGAUGCUGCCUCACAGAUCUUCUACUCGCUGGGCAUUGGCUUCGGGGGGCUACUCUCCAUGGCCUCCUACAACAAGUUCGACAACAACGUGAUCAGGGACACCCUGGUUAUCGCCAUCGGGAACUGCUGCACCAGCUUCUUCGCUGGGUUCGCCAUCUUCUCCAUCCUGGGCCAUAUGGCGUGGAGGAAGAGAGUGCCGGUGGGGGAGGUGGCCGAUUCAGGUCCUGGGCUUGCCUUCGUGGCCUACCCAGAAGCCCUUGCUCUGCUGCCUGCCUCUGCCUUCUGGUCGGUCCUGUUCUUCCUGAUGAUGUUCACACUGGGAGUAGACACCCUGUUCGGGAACAUGGAGGGCAUCACCACGGCUGUGCUGGACGAGUUCCCGGCCCUGCGUGAGUGGAGACGGAAGACCCUCUUCCUGGGUGCACUGUGCUUCAUCUUCUACCUGCUGGGCCUGCUGCUCAUCACCGAGGGUGGCAUUUACUGGUUCACCCUCAUCGACGCCUACAGCACCAGCUUCGGCCUCAUCAUCAUCACCCUCUUCAUGUGCAUUGGCAUUGCAUUCUUCUACGGAGUGAACCAGUUCUGCCGGGACAUCGUUGACAUGAUCUGCCGGUGCCCGCCCUGGUGCAGCAAGCUGCUGCUCUACUUCAAGGCAUGCUGGGUAUUCAUCACGCCGUGCCUGCUGCUGUUCAUCCUCAUCUACAUCUUCCUGGAGAUGUACAACACGUCUCUGCACUACGGUGCCUACGCCUACCCGCGCUGGGGCAAGGCCCUGGGCGUGUGCAUGGGCACCAUGACCUGCAUCCAGAUCCCGCUCUGGGCGCUCGUGGCCAUCUGCAGGGAGUCGGGGACACUGACGGACCGGUUCCGGAAAGCCAUCCACCCUCUGAAUUCCUGGCGCACGGCGACCACCCACGCCGAGGUCAUCGACGUCCCCUACACCAUCAACCUCGUGGACAGCGACUUCGCCAGCCCGCCCCAGGGGAGCAGCGAGGCCUGAGGGGCCGGGGCCGGGCAGCAGAAUGGGGGCUCCAGGCAGGUCGCUGCCCUCGCCGCUCCAGGCAGCUGCUCUUGGCUCCAUUGUGGCAACCUCCCAGGCAGAGGCCGCGGGCCGGCGCUCCUGGAUCCUGUUGGAGGCUGCACGUGGUCCCUCACCUGCAGGAGACGAUGCUGGGCUGGAAUCUGCUGCUCUCCAGCUGCAGUGGGGGGGUGGGGCGGGGCCAGGACUCUGCUCAGGGCUGUGGCCCGCCAGCAGCCGGGCACUUUGCAAGAGGGGCUUGGCCUCUGAACCUUCUUAAACCACAGGGAAAGGAUUGUACUUGAGAAUCGAUUGCACGUGCCCCCUGGCGCAGCUGGGCACGCAGCUGGGUGGGUGUGCAGGCUCCCCCCAGGCAUGGACAGAGGUGCGCAGAUGGGGCCGCUCCGAGGUGUGGAAGUGCGCAGACAGCGGCAUGCCCUGGGGCACAAAGAAGUGUGUGGACAGGGGGGCGCCCCGGGGCGUGGACAGAGAGGGGCACGCACAGAGAGAUGCCCCGGGGCGUGGACAGAGCUGUGUGCUCCUUGCCCAGCUGCACCCUCGGCGAGAAGUGAUUCCCCAGCACUGAAGCAAGGCUGGGCUGCUGCUGUCCUAGCACUAGCGUCUGUGCCGGGGGCUGGCCGGGCUCCUGGGGGCUGCGCCUGGGGGGGAGAGUUGUGGUGGGGGCUCUUCUGGCUCUGCGCCUGCCAAUCCGAGGUCUAGGCCCUGGGUUCCCCUCCUCUGUCUUGGGCACUCAGGCCAACUGCUCCAUUAGCCAACCCAGCCAUGGCUCGAAUCAGCUCCUGCCAGGGUCUCGCCAGGUUGGCGGCCGGCAGGGUCACAGCCCAAGCCUGCCCCAGGGGUGAGGACUUGGGGCCAGCAGGUUGGUGGCAGCAUGAGGUUCAUGGUGCACAGCUGGGAAGCACCUUGCCCUCACCUGCUCUACGGGAACUGCCCACGUGUGGGAGGCGGCAGCUGCUGCGGGCAGGGCUGGCAGAGGCGAGGAUUUGUCCCGGCAGCGAGAUGCAGGGGGAGGGGGGUCUCUCCACAAGGCGGCCCUGCCAAGGGGCUGGGUUUUGGGGGCCCCGGCUCUCCGGCCACUGGGAUUUCUCUGCUGUAGAAAUAAAGGC